This is a messenger RNA of Agrilus planipennis (emerald ash borer), 26935 nucleotides long. It is a transcript of the gene bent, whose product is annotated as twitchin. The record is from RefSeq and is a predicted model, not a curated record. The transcript is spliced from 72 exons. Bases 212 to 26824 code for a protein of 8870 amino acids. NCBI's taxonomy places the organism in Eukaryota, Metazoa, Arthropoda, Insecta, Coleoptera, Buprestidae. Gene Ontology annotation, biological process: protein phosphorylation. Gene Ontology annotation, molecular function: protein binding; ATP binding; protein kinase activity.
GCCACAAGAAUCUCUAGUUAGUGCUUAAGACUGCCAGGGAGCAAUUCUAGAGUAGUUCGAACGACUCGAAGCGCGCUGUACUUCGAUACACCGCCUCAGUGUGCAUACGAAAAAGUGAAGUGGGUGAAGUGACCGUGGUGAAGUGUCUUUUCUUCAUCUACAUCAGAGAAGGCUAAGUAAAUCGUCCAUGUUGCCGGGAUAAAAAAUAAAAAUGGGGGUGGCAGAAGAUUUCGCUCCCAGUUUUACUCAGAAGCCGCAGCUUCGGCAGGAGGACGAUGGCAACAAGCUCAUCUUCGAAUGUCAGUUGCUGUCUGCACCAAAACCUGAUAUACAAUGGUUUCGCAGCGAUGAGGAAUUGCACGAGGAUACGCGAACCAAUUUCAAAAUCCAGUCGAUAGGAACCAACAAAUUCUUGGUGGUUUUAGAACUGGACGAUGUUAUCGAAACUGACGCCGGCCUUUACAAGGUCAAGGCAAAAAAUAAAAUGGGCGAAGUGGCCGCAUCAAUUAAUCUUAAUUUUAGUCCAAUGGACGAACCUAGAGAAAAACAAAUUGAUGGCCUUGCUCCAACGUUUGCAAAAAAGCCUACCAUUAGACAGGAAGAAGAUGGUAAAAGACUGCUUUUUGAAUGUCGAAUUCAAGCCGAUCCAAAACCUGUUGUCACUUGGUUUCAUAACACUAACCCUGUUAAAGAAUCUUCAAGGCACAAGUUAAGGAUAGACAAAGAUGGCCAUUCGUAUUUCGCAACUUUAGAAAUAAAGAAUGUAACUGUUGAAGAUGCUGGGAAAUACAAAGUUACUGCGAAAAACGAAUUAGGAGAAAGUAACGCGACAAUAAGUUUAAAUUUUGACAGCGACGAAGCACCAGUUCCAGAACAGGGAAUCAAACCUACGUUCACAGAAAGGCCGGUCAUAAGACAAUCGGAUGAUGGGGGAAGGAUAACGUUUGAAUGCAGAUGCGUUGGAGAUCCUCCGCCAUCUUUUACCUGGUAUCAUGGUAAUAAAGAGGUUAACGAAGGAGGUCGUUAUGCAAUGUCCGUUCACAUAGACCAAACUUUAUACUAUAUGGCGCGCUUAGAGAUCGAUAAUGUCGAAAAUAACGACAGAGGCGAAUACCGUGUUGUUGGUAAAAACAAAUACGGCUCUGGAACAUCGACUAUUAAUCUUAAUUUCGAGGGUGACGAUAAGCCAAAAAUUCCCGAUGGGAAACCGCCAAGAUUCCCUAAAAAACCGACCAUUCAUCAAGAAGGAGACGUACUCGUAAUGCAGUGUUUGUUAGAAGCAAAUCCUGCGCCCGAUAUCACUUGGUUUCAUGGAGAUAUUGUUAUUGCCGAUAGUAAACGAAUUCGUAUGUUAAGAAAAUCUACAGGGAAAGACACUUAUAUCUUAACUUUAGAAAUUACAAAUCCCACUCGCGAAGACGGUGGAAACUACCGCUGUAACGCGUUCAAUAACUUUGGUGAAAGUAAUGCCAAUAUUUCUCUCAACUUCCAAGGCGGAGAGGAUGCCGCAGGAUUUGCGCCCUCUUUCACCGAAAAACCCAAAAUUAUACCUAACGACGACGGCACUCUUAUCACCAUGAAAUGCAAAUGCAAAGCCAAACCGAAACCCGAGGUCACUUGGUACAGAGGUACCACGGUCGUCAAAGAGUCCAAGAAAAUUGCUUUAAACGUAGUCGAUGUCGAAGAGGACGUAUAUGAACUUAUUUUAGAAAUUUCGGAUCCUACAGCACCUGACGGUGGAACCUACAGGUGCCACGUCAAGAACGAAUAUGGAGAGAGCAAUGCCAAUUUGAAUCUAAACAUAGAAGCUGAACCGGAACCAGAAGGGGAAGGACCUACUUUUGUCGAAAAACCCAGAAUUACCUCACACCAAGGAGGAAAACUAGUCAUAAUGGAUUGUAAAGUCCGCGCUGACCCUAAACCUACCAUAGUAUGGUAUAGAGAGGGCAAGGAAGUUAAAGAAUCGAGCAAAAUAAAGAUAUCUGUCGAACAAGUCGAAGAAUCUGUUUACUACAUCAAACUCGAAUUGAGCGAUCCAGGAAUCGACGAUUCCGGAUUGUACAAAUGUAACAUAAAGAACGAACUCGGCGAACUAAACGCCAAUCUCACAUUAAACAUUGAAAUUAUACCUGUAAUCAAAGAAAAACCGAGAGUGACUAAGAUAAUCAAGAAACGAGUUAUUAUCGUAGAAUGUAAAGUUCAGAGCAAAUUUGCUCCAGAUUGCACUUGGUUCAAAGAGGAGGAAGUCAUUAAUGAAGGAUCAAGACACAAAGUUCAAGUCGAUCAAGUCAAUGACGGUGAAUUCAACGUCAAAUUGGAAAUAUCCGAUGUCAAGAAAGAGGAUAAAGGUUUUUACAAACUCGUCGCCCGAAACGAAAAGGGUGAAGCUACAUCACAGAGCGUUGAAGUCACCGAACUUCCCCCCGAAGAAAAACCGAAAGGAGAAAAACCCAAAAUCAGCAAACUCACAAAUGUCACAAUCGAAGAAGGAAAAUCUGUCAGUUUUAUUACUUCUUUGCAAACAUUCGACCAGACAUGUAUCGUAACAUGGUACCAAAAUAACACGGUCAUUAAGGAAUCGAGCGAUUUUAAGAUGACCUUUGACGGCACUACUGCCCAUCUUUAUAUACAAAAGUGUCAAAAAUCAUUGAAAGGUACUUACAAAGUUGUUGUCAAAAACGAAUUUGGAGAAGCCGAAACGUCAGCUUUGCUGGAAGUAAUAGAAAAGAAAGAAGAAGAAAAAGUGGAAGAAAUCGUCGAAGAGAAGAAGAAACAAGUGAAAAAGAAGGAAGAAGAGAAAAAGAAGGAGGAAGAGAAAAAGAAAGAGGAAGUGACCCAAAAGAAGACUGAAGAGAAGAAAGAGACCGAAGCGAAGGUAACUUGUAUUGAAAAGACAAAGGUCAAAAAGACAGAAGAAAAGCACGUGGAAGAAAAGAAAGACGUAAAAACAACAGUGGAGAAAAAGGAAACCAAAGUUGAAUCGCGAAGAAGUUCCGUGGUAAAAACCGAAGAAAAGAUAAUUCAGGAUGGAGGAAGUAAAGCAGGAAGUAGGAGAUCCUCUACAGUUCAAGAAAUACAGGAAGAAACGACUACAGUACAAAGUAGACGCACUUCUGUGUCAGAUGAAAAGAAAAAGGGCGUUCCAGAAAAGAAACCCCUUAAAUCCACUCCUGAAGUGCCACAAACACCUGCAGAUGAAACAAACAAUAUUGAUGUCGCAAAAACACGUAAGAAGUCAUUACUCGAUAAACCUACUGACGAAUUAAAACCAAAAGGUACAGAAACUCGUAAGAAGUCUCUAAUUACCGACGAAACAAAAACGAAAACGGUAACUACUAAAAAGACAGAAGAGAAACCUGUUGAAAAAGAACCGUCACCCAAAGCUAAAGAACCAGAACCAAAAGCUAAGGAACCAGAACCGAAAGCUAAGGAACCGGAACCGAAAGCUAAAGCACCGGAACCGAAAGCUAAAGAACCAGAACCUAAGAAACAGGAACCCGUAAAGAAACCGGAGCCGGAACCCGUAAAGAAACCUGAACCCGAACCCGUAAAGAAACCUGAACCCGUAAAGAAACCGGAACCUAAAAAGCCGGAAACAGUAAAGAAACCUGAACCCGAACCGGUAAAGAAAUCUGAACCGGAACCUGUUAAAAAACCGUCCGUUUCUGAAGUACCCGAAGUAGAAUCCCUUAAAAAACUUACACCAGUAGAUAAAUCAGAAGCAACCGCUAAAAAAACUGAAACACCACAACAAAAAGCAUCAACAGAAAGAACCCCUAAAAUUGUUGUACCCCAGGAAAAAGAAAAGAACGAAGGGCCAGAAUCGGUGAAACUAAAGCCAAACGUGGAUGAUAAUACACAAGAUAAGCGUUUCGCCCCUCGAAAAUCAAUCAAAGCAGAAAGCUUUAUAGGCAUACAACUAAAACCCGUGGUAAAGGAACAAAAACAAGUACAACAAGCCCAUCUUGAAUUAGUAGAUUUAAAGAAAACAACAUUAAAGAAAGCAUCGGAAGCUACAAAGUCGAAAACGACGACAAAAAAAGAAAGCGGAAAAGAACCGUGGGAAGAAAUCCCGGAUUAUGAGCGCCCGGAACUCGAGAAAUUCGAAAAACAUCCUCCCGUAGAUUUCAGAGGAAUCGAAAAAACACAACUCUCGAAGGACAAACCGAGUCUUCCAGAAAUUAAAAAACCCGAAGCGCCUAAAAUCGAAGUUAUCAGGGAAAAGAGCCCGCAGCCUGACUCUAGAAAAGGUUCGCUAGCACCGGGAGCUGUACCGUUACUAGGACGAAGAGGAUCUUUGAUCCCUCCCGAAGAGAUAGGUCGCAGAGCCAGCAUUAUCAUUGCCGACGAGGAUAACAGGAAGUUGCGUCCUGGGGAGGUUUUGGACGACAAAAAGCAAAGAGGUCGGCGACCGGGUGAAAUUCAAGACAACGAUAAGAGCCGUCGACGUAGUACAGACGUGCGUAGACCAAGUCUUGCCGAGCUGGAGGACAAACCAUCGACGCCGCUAAAGCCCACCGGAUCCGGUGGGCCACCGACCAUCAUAGAUGUUCUUGAAAGCUAUUCAGCCGUUGAAUCGGAAACGGGAUACAUAACAGUAGGGGUUGAAGGAAAUCCAGCCCCUACAUUUAAAUUCUACAAGGGUAUGACAGAAAUUAUCGAAGGAGGUCGAUUCAAAUAUAUAACCGAUGGUGAAACCAACACUAUCACAUUAUGUAUCAGAAAAGUAAAACCAAACGAUGAAGGACAAUACCGAUGCGUGGUGUCCAACAUUCACGGCGAAGACACCGCCGAGAUGAUGCUAUACGUUUCUGACUCCAGCGGCAUGGACUUCAGAGCAAUGCUGAAAAAACGACGGUACGCCAAAUGGGACAAAGAUAAGGGCGAUCCUGACUGGGGUGAACUUAAAGAAGUCGAGAAAGAAUUACCGCAACUCAAGAAAGUUGAAAAGAAACAAGAAACAUUUUUGAAACCGCUUAUAGAUCAAUUUGCGAAAGAAGGACGAGACAAGAAGGUCGUAUUCGAGGCUGGAUUCUCUAAGCCAAACUGCAAACCAAAAUGGUUAUUCAGAAAAGAUGAACUAUUCCCUGGAAGCAAAUACAAGAUCAAAAAUGAAGGAGAUCUGUAUCAGCUUAUCAUCAACAAUCCAAAAGUGGAAGACACGGGAAAAUACACGAUAGAAAUAGGAGGGGUUUCAUGUACCGGUUUUUUGACAGUAGAAGAGCCUGAUCCAUCCUAUGCGUUCACGAAACAACUGAAGAAAAGCUACAGCGGUUAUACAAAACACGAAGUUACCAUGGAAUGUCAAGUAAACAACAGCCUUGCCAUUGUUGGAUGGUACAAAGACAAAACCAAGUUGGAAGAAAGCGACAAAUAUAGCAUCUCAAAAGACUUAUCUGGAAAUUGUCGCUUAGUAAUCCACGAUUGCGUCUUCGAAGAUGCCGGCGAAUAUUCAUGCAAAUUGGAAAAACAAACAGAACGAACACAGACAACUGUUAAAAUAGUUGAGUACCCUUACAAAUUCGUCAAAGUAUUGAAACAUCAACAAGUCGUAGAAAAAGAAGAUAUUGUGCUAGCUUGCGAACUAGAUGAUGCAAGUGGCGAUGUCAAAUGGUUUAAGGGAGACCAGGAAAUUAAGCCCAAAGAAGAUAAAAGAUUCAAAAUUACAAAAGAUGGCCGUAAGCGGAAAUUGGUCAUAAAAGAUGCCAAAAUUACGGAUGCGGGAAUGUACUCCUGCGUCACCAAUGCUGACAAAACUGAAGCAGAAAUUGUGGUCAACUAUCUUAAUCGCUUCAAUAAGAAACUUAAAGAUACCGAUGCGAUUGAAAGGGACAGACUUGUUCUCGAAGUGGAACUUCAAGAUCAAACAGCUCCAGCCGAUUGGAAGUUUAACGGAAACCCCAUCGAAACUUCUGACAGGGUGGAAAUUAAAAACCUGGGCGGUGGCAAACAUCAGUUAAUAUUUAAUAAACUGGAAUUAACCGAUACUGGUGAAAUUACUUGCGAAUCCGGAAAACUCAGUUCUACCAUGGCUCUCACAGUCAAAAAAGGAGAAACGAAACCGAUUAUAGAUUGUCCCGAUACGUUCGAAGGGCCAAUUGAUAAACCACUCAUCGUAGAGGUUCCUUACAAAAUUGAUGGAACCAAAACAACGCCUAUAGAAGCUAAACUGGUUAAGGAUGGAAAGCCCUUGCCUGCUAAAGAUUGUGAAGUGGUCGUUGGUCAGGACAAAAUCACCUUCAAAAUUAAGAAGCCAGCCAGAGAGUUGUCUGGUCCAUACCAAAUUAAACUGGCAAAUAGCCAAGGCGAAAGUGUGAAGGAUGUCAAAAUUAUUAUGCAAGACGUGCCAUCACCACCGCAAGAUGUCAAUGUCAAAGACGUUUAUCAGAAUUCCUGCGUUGUGGAAUGGAAACCGCCAAAAGACGAUGGCGGAUCACCUCUUCAACAUUAUGUGAUUGAAAGAUUAGAUAUGAGCUUGAAAUCUGGUUGGGAUAACGUGGGGGAAGUGCCCGUUGGCAAACCGACGUCAUUUAAAGUAGAGAAUUUGGUACCGAAAAAGCAGUACAAAUUCAGAAUUCGUGCCGUCAAUAAAUUGGGAAGCAGUGAACCUGCCUUGUUUGGAAGUGCAGUCCUUGCCAAGGAUCCCUGGGAUGAACCAGGUAAACCUAAGAAUGUUGAAGUUACUGAUUGGGAUAAAGACCAUGCAGACCUUAAGUGGGAUAAACCUGACAGUGAUGGCGGCGCGCCAAUUACUGGAUACGUAAUUGAAUUAAAAGACAAAUUCGGAACGGACUGGACUAAAGCUCUAGAGGUUCCUGCCGAUAAAUUCUCAGCAACGGUUCCUGGAUUGAAAGAAAAUAACCAGUACGAAUUCCGUAUAAGAGCCGUGAAUAAGGGUGGCCAGGGAGAACCUAGUGACGCUACGAAACCAAUUAUCGCAAAGAGCCGUUUCGUAAAACCAUACAUCAUCGGAGAUGACCUUAUCAAUCUUAUUAUCAAAAAAGGACAAACAAUAAAGUACGACAUUAAAUACGGAGGUGAACCUGAACCUGAGGUUGUUUGGAAGAGGGACAAAACAGAAUUGGCAGAGGAUUCAGAACAGAGAAUAACAAUUGACAAAUAUGAGAAAAAUACUGUUCUCACAGUACGUCGUGCUGUUAGGGGAGACAGUGGCAAAUAUACGCUUAUAUUGAAGAACAGUUCUGGAGUUUGCGAAAAAUCUGCCGAUGUUGUUGUACUAGACAAACCUACGCCUCCUAAGGGUCCUCUUAAAGCGGACGAGGUCCGUGCCGACCAUGUAACCGUUUCGUGGAAGAAGCCGGACGAUUUUGGCGGUUCCGAUCUAGAAGGUUACGUGUUGGAAAAGAUGGAUAUGGACACAGGACGUUGGGUUCCGGCCGGAGAAGUCGGACCGAACGACGAGAAAUUUACAUUCAAGAAUCUGACCCCUAAGAAAAAAUACAAAUUUAGAGUCAAAGCUAAAAACAAGGAAGGUGAAUCGGAACCUUUAGAAAUCGAUGAGCCGAUCAUUGCUAAGAAUCCUUACGAUGAACCAGGUCGUCCUGGCAAACCAGAUAUUAUUGAUUACGAUAAUAAAAGCGUCACUCUCAAAUGGGCUCCUCCCGAAAGUGACGGAGGCCGCCCAAUUUUACAUUACGUUAUUGAAAUCAAAGAUAAAUUUGCCGCAGACUGGACGGAAAUAACUAAAACAAAGGACAGUACUCCUGAAGGAAAGGUUGAAGGUUUAAAGGAAAAAAUGGUAUACCAAUUCAGGAUAAUAGCGGUUAACAAGGCAGGAAAGAGUGAACCUUCAGAGCCAACAGACAAUCACAUUUGCAAACACAGAAACCUAAAACCACGCAUCGAACGUGAAACGUUCAAAUCCAUUAUAAUAAAAGCUGGUCGGACCCACAAGUGGUCCGUCGACAUAACUGGUGAACCUCCACCAACGGUUAAAUGGAUUUGGCGUGACGAUAUACCACUUACUAAUUCCGAUCGCAUAAAAAUUGAAAAUGUAGACUAUCACACUGACUUUACUCUCAUAAACGCGCAACGCAAAGACACUGGAAAAUACACACUGAUUGCCGAAAAUUGCAACGGAAAAGACACUGAGACCGUUGAACUGACGGUUUUGGGAAAACCAGGCAGUCCGGAAGGUCCUCUCGAGAUAUCUGGUGUGACAGACACGAAAGCUAAAGUAGCUUGGAAAAAACCAUUGGACGACGGUGGAUCUCCUAUUAAGGAAUACGAGAUCGAGAAAUUGGACCUUGCCACUGGCAAAUGGGUCCGUGUUGGAAAGGUCCCUGGUGACAUUGAUAAACCAGAGUUCGAAAUAACCGGAUUAAACCCGGGUUCCGAAUAUAAAUUCAGAGUAACUGCUAUCAACAACGAGGGAGAUUCUGAGCCACUAGAAUCCGAUAGGAGCAUAAUUGCAAAGAAUCCAUACGACGAGCCGCUGAAACCUGGAACGCCCGAAAUUGUGGACUACGACAACAAGGGAGUCGAUCUGAAAUGGACUCCACCCCAGAGCGACGGUGGAGCUCCUAUUGAAAAAUACAUUAUCGAAAAGAAAGAUAGAUAUAAACCAGACUGGGAGAAGGCCAUCGAAGUUCCAGGAAAUCAACUGGAAGCCAGAGUAGAGGAUCUGAAAGAACGCGGAGAGUACCAAUUCCGAGUAAUUGCUGUUAACAAAGCCGGCCCUUCGCCACCUUCGGACGCCUCUAAAUUGCAGAUAAUCAAACACAGAGCACUGAAGCCAAGAAUUGACCGCACAAAUUUGAAGCCUAUUAUUGUCCGAGCGGGCAAACCUAUAAAGUAUGACGUAAAUGUCAGGGGAGAACCACCACCGACGAUUACAUGGUACCAUGUUGAAAAAGAACUUAAAUCCGAAGACAAUAUUGAAAUUAUCAAUGUUGAUUAUAAUACCAAAUUAAAUAUAACUAAUUCCGUCCGCAAAAAUACUGGAGUAUAUAAAAUAAAGGCAGUAAACGAACACGGUGAAGACGAGGCAGAGGUUGAAGUUACAGUUCUUUCUUCGCCUUCUAAACCGAAGGGACCUUUGAAGGUAUCUGACGUAACUAAAAAUGGAUGCAAACUCAAAUGGGACAAGCCAGAGGAUGACGGUGGCAAGCCCAUUUCAGCGUACGUUGUCGAAAAACUUGAUAAAAAUACAGGCCGUUGGGUUCCUGUCGGUAGAACCACGGAACCUGAAAUGGAUGUUAAAGGACUUCAAGAAGGUCACGAAUAUCAAUUCAGAGUCAAGGCUGUUAAUGAAGAAGGGGAAUCCGAACCCCUAGAAUCUGACGGAACAAUUGUUGCCAAAAAUCCUUACGAUAUACCAGGCAAACCUGGUACCCCCGAGAUUGUCGACUGGGGUCCAAAUCAUGUAAACCUAAAAUGGACCGCCCCCAAGAGUACCGGUGGCGCGCCAAUUACUGGAUACGUCAUUGAAAAGAAAGAAAAAUUCUCCACCACCUGGGAUGAAAUUCACAGUACUGAUACUCCCGAUACUGAAGCUACAGUACCUGGUCUUAAAGAAGGUAACACAUAUCAGUUCCGAGUGAGGGCAGUGAAUAAGGCUGGACCUGGAGAACCAUCGGACGCAACAGGGCAACACGUAGCCAAACAUAGACAUCUGAAACCGUUGAUUAACCGCGACAAACUGCAUACCGUCAAAGUUAGGGCAGGACAAAUUGUCAAAUUCGAUGUGGAUGUUAAAGGAGAACCACCACCAACCAUCACAUGGAGUUUUGCUGGCAAACCUUUGGAACAAGGACCAAGUACCAAGAUAGAAAACGAAGACUACAAUACUAAAUUAACACUAACUAAUACUACUCGCAAAAACACAGGCACAUACACUAUUAGAGCUGAAAAUGAUUCUGGUUUCGACGAAGCUCCCGUUGAAGUCAUAGUGCUUGAUAAACCUGGCAAACCUGAAGGACCACUUCAAGUAAGCGACGUUCAUAAAGAAGGAUGCAAACUCAAAUGGGACAAACCCAAAGAUGAUGGCGGUUUACCAAUUUCCGGUUACGUAAUUGAAAAACAAGAUGAAGCAACUGGCAGAUGGUUACCUGCAGGAUUUGUAGAACCCGACAAAACUUUCGCCGAUAUCACCGGUCUCGAACCCAAUCACAAGUACAACUUCCGAGUAAAAGCUGUAAAUGAAGAAGGAGAAUCUGAACCACUGGAAACUGAUGCGUCUAUCGUUGCAAAGAACCCAUAUGAUAUUCCUGCUCCACCUGGUCUUCCAGAGAUCAUCGAUUAUGACGAACAUUCAGUUAAACUUAAAUGGGAAGCGCCAAUCAGAGAUGGUGGUGCUCCAAUUACUGGUUACAUACUUGAAGUUAUGGACAAAUUUACCGGCCAAUUUGUUAAAGCUGCAGAAGUUGGUCCAACAACGCAAGGAACUAUACCCAAAUUAGAGGAAGGAAAUCAGUACAAAUUUCGCGUGCGUGCCGUUAAUAAAGCCGGACAAUCUGAACCAUCAGAGCAAACUAACUGGCAUACUGCCAAACCUAGAUUCUUAAAACCUUUGAUCGACAGAAAGAACUUGAAGCCACUAACUGUAAAAGCAGGUUUGGUAAUCAGUUUAGACGUUGACGUAAAAGGCGAACCUCCACCAACUGUAACGUGGUAUUUCGAGGGCAAAGAGAUUGUAUCGAGCGAGGAAAUCAAAAUCGAUAAUAUCGAUUAUAAUACCAAAUUCUUCGUUUCACGCGCUAAACGGGUACAAUCUGGAAAAUAUACCAUAACUGCCAAAAACUCAGUGGGCGAAGAUACCGCCGACAUUGAUAUUUUAGUUCUUGGCAAACCUUCUAAUCCACAGGGUCCACUAGAUGUAUCUGAUGUGCAUAAACACGGCUGUAAACUUAAAUGGAAGAAACCCGAAGAUGACGGAGGCACUCCGAUAGAAUAUUACGAAAUAGAAAAACUUGAUCCUCUUACAGGACAAUGGGUUCCUUGUGCCAGAAGUACCGAACCAGAGGCCAACAUCACAGGUCUCCAGGAAGGAAAGCCCUAUAAAUUUAGAGUGAAGGCGGUCAACAAGGAAGGUGAAUCUGAUGCAUUAGAAACAGAUAAACCAAUUGUGGCCAAGAAUCCAUUUGACGAACCAGGAAAACCAGGUCGUCCAGAAAUCAAAGACUGGGACAAAGAUUUCGUUGAACUGCAAUGGACUCCGCCAAGUGACGAUGGUGGUGCACCGAUUGAAAAGUAUAUCAUCCAAAAGAGAGAUAAAGCAAGUCGUGGUUGGGUUGAUGCAGCUGUUGUACCUGGUAAUAAGACAAAUGGAAGAGUGGACGACGUAGAUGAGGGUCAUGAAUAUGAAUUCCGCAUUGUCGCUGUCAACAAAGCUGGUCCUAGUGAACCCAGCGAUGCAUCUAAAUCCGUUAUUGCUAAACCCCGAAAAUUGGCACCCAGAAUUGAUCGCAAAAAUCUACAGAAGAAGGUAUUGCGUACAGGACAACUGUUGCGAAUGGAGGCUGAUGUUACUGGAGAGCCUGCUCCCACGGUAACAUGGACCAUUAAUGAAGAAACUUUAAGAAACACUGACCGCCUAAAAAUUGAAAACGAGGAAUACAAAACUACAUUUGUUUUACAAAAGGCGCAAAGAACUGAUACUGGAACUUACACGGUCACCGCCAGAAAUGAACACGGUGUAGAUUCCGUCGAUGUAGAGAUCCAAGUUCUCAGCAAACCUUCUAAGCCGAAAGGACCUCUUAAAGUAUCAGACGUCACAGCUGAAGGAUGUAAACUAAAAUGGGAGCCUCCGGAAGAUGACGGUGGCGAACCGGUUACCGGUUAUGUUGUAGAGAGAAUGGAUGUAGAAACCGGUAGAUGGGUCCCCGUGGCAACAACUAAAACUCCAGAAGCAGAUGUAAGUGGAUUAACUGAAGGAAAGGACUACCAAUUCCGCGUAAAAGCUGUAAACUCAGAAGGUGAAUCUGAACCUUUAGUCACCGAUGUUCCGACAACAGCUAAGAAUCCGUACACUGAACCAGACACGCCUGGUAAACCAGAAGUUAAAGACUGGGACAAAAAGCACGCUGAUCUUAAAUGGACGGCACCCAAGAGCGACGGAGGAGCUCCUAUAGAAAAAUACAUCAUUGAAAAGAAAGAGCCGCUCAGCGGCAAAUGGGUAAAAGCGGUGGAGGUGCCGGGAAAUAAAACCGAAGCUAAAGUUCCCGAUCUAAUUGAAGGUCAAAAGUAUCAGUUUAGAGUGAAAGCCGUAAAUAAAGGUGGUCAAAGUAAGCCAUCGCAACCAUCCGACACAAUCACCGCUAAAGACAGAUUUGUUCCCCCGAAAAUUGAUAGGACAACAUUGAGGGACAUUGUGGUUAAAGCCGGACAACAUAUCCGUUUAGACGUAAAAGUAACUGGCGAAGAGCCUCCAAGUAAGGUGUGGUUCUUGAAUAAAGCCCGUAUCGAAAAUAGAGACGAUAUUACCGUUGAAACAGAAGACUACAGAACUAAGUUAGUCGUAGGAAUUGCACAGCGCAGUCAUUCUGGAACAUUAGUACUCAAGGCUGAGAAUGCCAGUGGUAAAGAUGAGGCCAGCAUUACAAUAAAAGUUCUAGACAAACCUGGUAAACCAGAAGGACCUCUAAGGAUAAGCGAUGUACACAAAGAGGGUUGUACACUUAAGUGGAAAGAACCCGAAGACGAUGGAGGAGUUCCAUUGGAAGGAUACCUAGUUGAAAAACUAGAUUUAGACUCUGGCCGCUGGAUUCCAGCAGGGCGAACAAGAGAUACAAAGAUUGACCUCAAUAAUCUUGAACCUGGACAAGAAUAUAAAUUUAGAGUUUCUGCGGUCAACUCCGAAGGCGUAUCAGAACCUUUGGAAGCAUCAGAAUCAAUAGUUGCCAAAAAUCCAUUUGACGAACCUGGGCCGCCAGGAACACCUGAAGUUACUGACUGGGAUAAAGAUCAUGUUGAUUUGAAAUGGACACCACCAAUUAAAGACGGUGGUUCUCCGAUUACCGGUUACAUUAUCGAAAAACGAGAGAAAGGUUCUCCCAAGUGGACUAAAGCCGCAGAAGUUGGUCCUCACGAGACCAAAGGUACUGCUGAUAAUUUGGACGAAGGUGUUGAAUAUGAAUUCAGGGUUCGUGCUGUUAAUGCAGCAGGACCUGGAGAACCAAGUCAAGCUUCUAAAUCAGUUAUCACUAAACCGCGUAAACUUCCUCCUAAGAUCGAUCGUCGCAAUUUACGAGAUCUCACUGUCAAAGAAGGAGAGCCAAUCUACAUUGACGUUAAGAUUAGUGGAGAACCUCCACCAGAAGUAACGUGGUAUGUCGACAACAAACUUUUCACCGACAGCAAAAAUCGACGAGUUGAAAAUGUACCUUACAAUUCCAAACUGUUUAAUGAUAAACCUGAGAGAAAGGAUACCGGCGUUUACAAAAUCACGGCUACAAAUAAAUACGGUUCCGAUACGGCCGAAAUUGAAAUUACAGUGAUAUCUAAACCAGGACAACCUGAAGGACCGCUAGAAGUGUCCGACGUCCACAAAGACGGAUGUACAUUGAAGUGGAAGAAGCCUAAAGAUGACGGAGGUGAACCAAUAGAAGGAUAUGUUAUCGAGAAAUUCGAUCCUGAAACAGGAGUAUGGUUACCUGUUACUAAAACAACUGGUCCUACACCCGAAGCUAAAGUAGAUGGUCUUAUUCCCGGCCACGAAUACAAAUUUAGAGUAAAGGCAGUUAACAAAGAAGGGGAAUCCGAACCUUUAGAAACAUUUGGAACCAUUACCGCCAAAGAUCCUUUCACAACACCUGGCAAACCUGGUGCACCAGAGCCGGAAGACUGGAGUGCAACACAUGUUGAUCUCAAAUGGGCAGAACCUAUUUCAGACGGAGGUUCUCCCAUUACCGGUUAUAUAAUAGAAAAGAAGGAUAAAUACAGUCCUCUAUGGGAGAAAGCAUUAGAAACUACAUCUCCUACUCCAACAGCUACUAUUGGAGGACUUAUCGAAGGAAAUGAAUAUCAGUUCCGUGUAAUUGCAGUUAACAAAGCGGGACAGAGUGAGCCUUCCGAAGCUGGCAAAUCAUUCAUUGCUAAACCGCGAUAUCUCGCUCCUAAGAUCGACCGAAGAUAUCUGCACGAUAUUACUCUAUCAGCGGGUUCAACCCUGAAAUAUGAGGCUAAUAUCAUUGGCGAACCUCCACCAACCGUAGACUGGCGAUUUAACGGAAGUACGUUGAAAGAUAGCAACAAAGUUACUAUCAACAAUGUUGACUAUCACACGAAGAUUUCAAUAAGAAACGUAAAACGGGAAGAUACAGGAGAAUAUACUGUAAUAGCAACAAACAGCUCUGGAAAGGACCAGGUAUCUCUAAAUGUUACCGUUACUGACAAGCCUGCUGCUCCCGAAGGUCCAUUACAAGUUAACGAUGUACACAAAGAAGGAUGUAAACUUAAAUGGAAGCGUCCCAAAGACGAUGGAGGUACCCCCAUCGAAUAUUAUCAAGUCGAGAAAAUGGACACAGAAACAGGCGCUUGGGUUCCUUGUGCAAGAUCUACUGAACCUAAUGCGGAAGUGACUGGUUUGACCCCUGGAAAAGAAUACAAAUUUAGAGUUUCUGCAGUUAAUGCAGAAGGCGAGUCUAAGCCUCUUGAAGCUGAAACAGCAAUAGUGGCCAAAAAUCCAUUCGAUGAACCAGGAGCUCCUGGCAAUCUUAAAGCUACAGACUGGGAUAAAGACCACGUUGAUCUCGCUUGGACUCCUCCUAAAGAAGAUGGUGGUUCUCCAGUAACAGGUUACAUCGUUGAAAAGAAAGACAAAUUCGGCGAUUGGGAAAAAGCAGUUGAAGUGCCAGCUGGUCAACUGAAAGCAACCGUUCCAGACUUAAUAGAAGGUCAACCCUACCAGUUUCGAGUGCGUGCAGUAAAUGCUGCCGGGCCUGGCGAACCAAGCAACGAAACACCUACUAUUAUUGCUAAACCUCGCAAUUUGGCACCUAAAAUUGAUAGGACUAAUCUUAUCGAGAUACGCAUUAAAGCAGGUCAAAAUUUCAGCUACGACGUUAAAGUAACAGGUGAACCUAUGCCCGAAACUAAAUGGCUGAUCAAAGGAAGAGAACUGAGAAAUACCGAUAAAAUAAAAAUUCAGCAUUCUGAUUAUAACACAAAGAUCUCAGUUAAAAAUGCCACGCGAGCUGAAGCCGGUACAUACACUGUAACGGCAGAAAACAUAAACGGAAAAGACAUUGCUGACGUUGAAGUUAUUGUUUUGGAUGUUCCAAGUCCACCUGGUGGACCUUUGAAAGUUUCGGACGUUCACGCUAACGGAGCCAAGCUUAGCUGGAGACCACCAUCGGACGAUGGUGGAAAUCCCGUUGAAAAAUAUGUCGUUGAGAAAAUGGACGAGGCUACUGGACGUUGGGUUCCCGCUGGAGAAACUGAUGGUCCACAAACUUCCCUUGCCAUCGACGGUCUUACACCAGGAAAGAAAUACAAAUUCAGAGUACGAGCUGUCAAUAAGCAAGGAAAAUCUGAACCAUUACAAACAAGUCAAGCUAUUGAAGCUAAAAAUCCAUUUGACGAACCUGGUAAACCAGGGGUUCCUGAAAUUACUGAUUACGAUACCGACUUUGUCGAAUUAAAAUGGGCUAAACCCGAAAAUGACGGGGGAUCGCCGAUUACUGGAUAUAUUAUUGAAAAGAGAGAUAAAUUUAAUCCAAAUUGGGAAAAAUGUGCCGAAGUAGAAGGUGACGUACCAACUGGAAAAGUUAAAGACUUGAUUGAAGGAACACCUUACGAAUUCAGAAUAAGAGCAGUCAACAAAGCGGGUCCUGGUGAACCAAGUAGUGCAUCCAAGAUACACGUUGCCAGGCCUAAGAACCUCGCCCCGAAAAUUGACAGAAACGCAUUACUCAACAUUAAAGUUCGUGUUGGCCAAUCGUUCGAAUUCAACGUCCCUGUUAUCGGCGAACCGCCUCCAUCUAAAGAAUGGGAACUUAAAGGAAACGUUAUCUUUAAUGAUGAACGAAUUAAAAUUAUAAACGAAGAUUACAAUACAAAAUUACGCGUAAUCGAUGCUAAACGCUCAGAUAGUGGAACCUACCAACUUACAGCUAAGAAUAUUAACGGAAAAGAUGUUGCCACCGUAAAUGUUACCGUUUUAGACGUGCCAACACCACCCGAAGGACCUCUCAGAGCCGACAAUGUUACGAAGAGCUCCCUAAGAUUAUCUUGGAAACCACCAAAAGAUGAUGGCGGUUCAGAAAUCACUCAUUACGUUGUUGAAAAAAUGGACGCCGAAAAUAUGAGAUGGGUUCCAGUUGGAGAAUCAGUUGAGCCAACAAUAAGAGUUGAUCAUUUAGCGGAAGGUCAUGAUUAUAACUUCCGAGUAUGUGCUGUCAAUCGUCAAGGAGAAUCUGCUCCUCUUACAACGAGAGAAGCAAUCACCGCGAAAGAUCCCUUCACUAGACCAGACAAACCUGGAGUUCCCAAAGCUACAGACUGGGAUAAAGAUCAUGUUGAUUUGGAAUGGACUCCACCAAAGAAAGAUGGCGGAGCACCAAUUACUGGAUACAUUAUCGAAAAGAGACCAAAGAACGGAACUUGGGAAAGAGCCAUCGAAGUACCAGGGGAUAAAACGAGCGCUACGGUGCCUAAUUUGAGAGAAGGUGAAGAAUAUGAAUUCAGAGUAAUCGCUGUCAAUAAAGGAGGAAACUCCGAACCCAGCGAAGCUUCGUUGCCUGUCAUUGCUAAACCACGAUUCUUGGCACCUACAUUCGACAAAACUCUUCUACACGAUCUUAUUGUAAAAGCCGGUAAUCGCAUCAGUUACGAAAUACCGAUUGAAGCAUCGCCAAAACCAACAGCCAAAUGGUCUGUCAACGGAAAAGAAAUCCAACCAAGUGACAGAGUUGACAUGCAAGUUUUCAACAACAGGGUUUGCUUUGAAAUACCAUUUUCAGUUAGGGCAGACUCUGGCAGAUACACACUUACUUUAACGAACGAUCACGGUUCAAUUUCAGCAUCUGCUAAUGUUACUGUGAUAGAUCGUCCAGGCCAACCACAACCUCCAUUAGAUGUGGGUAGUGUCACAAAAGAAAGCGCCAGAAUAUCCUGGAAGCCUCCUCUCGAUGAUGGCGGUUCUCCCAUUUUACAUUACAUCGUUGAAAAAAUGGAUGUAUCUCGAGGUACAUGGUCAGACGCAGGCAUGUCUGCAAUCUGUGUUCACGACAUUCAACGUUUGAUUCAUAAGAAAGAGUAUUUCUUCCGAGUUAAAGCAGUUAAUUCGGUGGGAGAAUCAGAGCCUCUUGAAACAACUAAAGGAAUCAUAGCCAAGAACGAAUUCGACGAGCCUGAAGCUCCUGGAAAACCGCAAGUGACCGACUGGGACAAAGAUCACGUUGAUUUAGAAUGGGAGGCUCCGAAGAGCGACGGUGGAUCUCCCAUCACCGGUUACAUAAUUCAAAAGAAGGAAAAAGGUAGUCCUUACUGGGUUAAUGCUGCACAAGUAUCUCCCAGAAAAACAAGCGCACGGGUACCCGAUUUAGUUGAAGGACAAGAGUACGAAUUCAGAAUUAUUGCUACAAAUAAUGCUGGCCAAAGUGAACCUUCAGAACCAUCAGACUUGGUUACAGCCAAAGCCAGAUUCCUGGCUCCUAAAAUCAAAACUCCACUUAAUGACAUUCGCAUUAAAGCUGGUCUUAUUCUUCACGUCGAUAUUGAUUUCAUUGGAGAACCAACUCCAGACGUAACAUGGACUGUCGAUGGAAAAUCUUUAACACCGGACUCGCGCACAACGGUAACCUCUAUAGGGCACCACACUGUUGUCCACACGGUAAACGCUAAGAGGACAGAUAGCGGAGUUUACAAAUUACAUUUGAAAAAUUCAUCAGGAACGGAUGAAGGGUCAUUCCAAGUUAUAGUUCUUGAUCGUCCUGGACCACCACAAGGUCCUUUGGAAUACGAGGAAGUCACAGCCCAAAGUGUUACGCUUUCAUGGAAAGCACCGAAAGAUAAUGGAGGCAGCGAAAUUACGGGAUACGUUAUUGAAAAGCGCGACUUAACGCAUGGAGGAGGAUGGGUCCCCGCAGUGACUUACGUAAGUCCGAAGAAUACUCACGCGGUCGUUCCCAGAUUACUUGAAGGAACAAAAUACGAGUUCAGGGUCUUUGCAGAAAAUCUACAGGGUCGCUCAGAUCCUCUAGAUACCGAAAAACCAGUGGUUGCUAAAAACCAAUACGAUGUCCCUGGAAAACCAGGAAAGCCACAACUGGUCGAUAGCGACAAGGACCAUAUUAAAAUUAAAUGGUCAGCACCUAUCAGCAACGGUGGUUCGCCCAUCAUUGGGUACGAUGUUGAAAGAAGAGACAGAGCAACCGGACGAUGGGUUAAACUUAACAAAGAACCCGUUAAACAUAUGGAAUAUUAUGACGAUAGGGUGCAAGAAGGUCACCAAUAUGAAUACAGAGUGUCUGCUGUUAAUGCAGCCGGACCUGGUAAACCUAGCGAUACAUCUAAUGUAUUCACAGCUAAACCGAUGAAAGAAAAACCAAAAUUGUUCUUGGAUGGAAUUAUUGGCAGAAAAAUCAAAGUUCGGGCAGGAGAACCAAUCAAUGUGGAUAUUCCCAUUGCUGGUGCUCCAACGCCGACAAUCGAAUGGACGAAAAAUGCUACGCGCCUUCCCGAAACUAACAGAAUAUCGUCUGAAACAACAAGUGAACACACAGUUUUACGAAUUGAAGCUACUACUCGUCAAGACUCGGGCAAAUAUACCGUCUUUGCUAAGAACGAGUACGGUUCUGAUCAAGGCGACAUAGAAGUAGUCGUUGUUGAUAAACCUGGAAUUCCCAGAGGUCCUCUUCAAUACACCGAAACAACACAAGAAACAGUUUCGCUAUCUUGGAAUCCACCAGAUGACGAUGGCGGCGGUGAUAUUACCGGAUAUAUAAUUGAAAUAAGUGAAUUUGGCACUGACAGUUGGCGUCCUGUCCCAGGAUUUUGUCCCAGACCAUCGUUUACAGUACGAGGACUUACAGAGGGCAAAAAAUACGUAUUCCGUGUGCGUGCGGAAAAUAUCUACGGCGUUUCCGAACCACUAGAAGGCAAACCUGUUGUUGCAAAGAGUCCAUUUGAUCCUCCAGAUGCACCUAGUCAACCAGAAGUUACCGGAUAUACUCCGUCGAGUGUGUCUUUGAAAUGGAAUCCUCCAACGUACACUGGAGGCAAGCCAAUUACUGGAUAUUAUGUAGAGAAACGAGAAAGGGGAGGCGAAUGGAUUAAGGUCAACAAUUACCCGACACCAAACACUAGUUACACCGCCCAAGACUUACGUGAAGGCGGAAAAUACGAGUUCCGUGUAAUUGCAGUGAAUGAAGCUGGACCAGGUAAACCUAGCAAACCUACCGAACCUGUUACACCACAACACCAAAGAUUCAAACCGUCUGCUCCUGAACCACCCAAGGCGGAUCGUAUUACUAAAGACAGCGUCACACUUUCGUGGAGACCGCCCAAGAGUGAUGGAGGAUCCAAGAUAAAAGGAUACAUCCUACAGAAACGUCCUAAGGGCGAUGAAAAUUGGGAAGAUGUCAAUAUUUCGCCAAUAUCAGAAAAUAUCCAUACUGUGCCUAACUUAAAAGAAGGUCAAGAGUACCAGUUCAGGGUUAUAGCUGUUAAUGACGUAGGUCCUUCUGAACCCAGUAGACCUAGCAAUAACAUAUUGAUUGAAGAACAACCGAACAAACCAUGUAUUGAUUUGGGAGCCGUUCGUGAUAUUACUGUACGAGCCGGCGAAGAUUUUAGUAUUCAUGUGCCGUAUGUCGGUUUUCCGAAACCGACUGCGACCUGGUUUGCAAACGACAAAAUUUUGGACGAAUCUGAUACAAGAGUGUUCCCACAACUGGCUGAUGACUAUGCAAGCAUUAUUGUUAAGAAUUCUAAGAGAAGCGACACUGGACAAUAUCGUCUACAACUCAAAAACCCAUCCGGUUUUGAUACGGCAACCUUAAACGUAAGAGUCUUAGAUCGUCCUGGUAAACCUGAAAACCUAAGAGCGGACGAAUUCGCUGGGGAUGCCCUUACACUAUACUGGCAGCCGCCCAAAGACAAUGGAGGUGCUGAAAUAACAAACUACAUUAUCGAGAAAAAAGAAGCUAAAUCCCAAACGUGGUCAAAAGUAAGCAGCUACGUUACUGUGCCCUUCGUUCGUAUACGCAACUUGACCCUUGGCAAAGAAUACGAAUUCAGAGUAUUUGCUGAAAAUAAAUAUGGCCAAUCAGAACCUGCCGUUACGUUAGAGCCAAUUAGAGCCCGUCAUCCAUUCGAUCCACCUGGACCACCAGGUGCUCCUAGAGGCAUUGAAACCACUGAAGAUUCAAUUACAAUCCAAUGGACAAAACCACGUCAUGAUGGAGGAUCUCCAAUAACUGGUUACGUAAUCGAAAAACGUCUUAUUUCGGAAGAUAAAUGGACAAAAGCAGCACACGCUGUUAUUCCGGAUCUCUCACACAAAGUCAUCAACUUGAUAGAAAAUCACGAAUACGAAUUCCGUGUAGCAGCUUUAAAUGCUGCAGGACAAGGUCCAUGGAGUUCUUCUUCGGACAUCAUAGUUUGUAGAGCGCCUCCAUGCGCUCCUAGAAUAACAUCAGACCUCAGCAUUCGCGACAUAGUUGUCGUAGCCGGAGAAGAAUUCUCUAUAUCAGUUCCCUAUGUGGCCACACCAAAACCUUCGGCUUCUUGGACAAUAAACGGCAACGAAGUCAUCGGAGACAAUAGGAUAAAAAUGGAAACAAACGAAAUUGCUUCCAUAUUCCACAACAAGUGUGCCAAACGCUCGGACACUGGAAGCUACACCAUUAAGCUUACUAACAAUGUAGGUUCAGAUUCAGCUUCAUGCAGAGUACAAGUGGUAGAUAAACCUCAACCACCACAAGGACCGCUCGAUGUCUCCGACAUAACACCAGACAACUGCUCACUAGCCUGGAGACCACCGCUAGAUGACGGUGGUUCACCAAUAACCAACUACAUCGUUGAGAAACUGGAUGUCAGUGGAAUUUGGGUAAAAGUUAGCAGUUUUGUUCGUAACACACAUUACGAUGUUAUGGGACUAGAACCCAACAAGCGGUACAGCUUUAGAGUUCGUGCUGAAAACCAGUAUGGCAUUAGCGAACCGCUUGAGACCUUGGAACCCAUCACCGCCAAAUUUCCAUUUACUGUACCAGAUCCUCCAGGCGCGCCACGUGUUACCGAUUGGGAUACAAGUUCAGUAUCCCUCCAAUGGACAAGACCACCUAAUGAUGGAGGUUCGCGUAUUCAAGGUUACAAAUUGGAAUAUCGUGAUAUCCACGACGCUCAUUGGUCACCCGCCAGUGACUACUUGAUCAAAGAUACCCACUUUAUACUCUACAACUUAACAAGCGGUCACGAAUACGAAUUCAGAGUUAGAGCUAAAAACGCCGCUGGUUUAAGUAAACCAUCGAGCUCCUCUUCCAAGUUCAAACUAAAGGGCAAAUAUAACGUGCCAUCGCCUCCUAACAAUCCAAAAGUUGUCAAAGUUGGACGAAAUUACGUUGAUCUAACUUGGGAACCACCGGCAAGUGAUGGCGGAUCCAAAAUAACCGGAUACAUAAUUGAAAAGAGAGAAAUCGGUAGUGCCAUGUGGACAAGGUGUAAUGAAUACAACGUUACUGACACCAACUAUACUGCCCUAAACCUAACGGAAAGAUUCGACUACGAAUUCCGUAUUUCUGCUAUCAACGCAGCUGGAAAGAGUGAGCCCAGCACAUGCACAACACCAGUCAAAGUUUGUGAAGUCGUGGGAGGUGAAAAACCUGAAUGGAUUAGAACAUUUAAUAAUCACUCGGCUCCAUUGGGAAGACCGCAUUCCAUCGAAUGUGAGGCGUCUGGAAUUCCAGUACCGACAUUCCGCUGGCUUAAGAACGGCCGGGAAAUAUCGUCUGGCGGUCGCUUUAGAAUCGAGACCAAAGGUGGAACUUGCUGGUUACAUAUAUCAGAAGUUCUUGAUAUUGACGAAGGCGAUUAUACAUGCGAAGCUAGCAACGCAGUAGGAUCUGCCCAUCAUACUGCUCGGCUCAAAAUUGGAUCUCCGCCAAGAAUUGAGCGUCUUCCUGGUGAUUUGUAUCUUCCAGAAAAUGAUAAUACCAAAAUUAAAAUCUACUACAGUGGCGAUCAGCCUCUCGACGUUACUCUGUCAAAAGACGGAAUUAAUAUUGAAGAAUCAUCUCACAUUAAAUUUACCGUUUUCGACGAUUAUAUCAUAAUCUUCAUUAAAGAUAUUAAGAAAGAGGAUGCAGGAACGUACAAUGUAACCGUUAAAAAUGAUAGCGGUAGUGCAUCAGGUAGCUUCAAUGUAUUUAUUACUGGACUUCCUGGACCACCAAAUGGUCCUCUUGAGAUUUCUGAUAUAAGCAAGCACACAUGUACUCUCAGAUGGAAACCUCCUAGUUACGAUGGGGGACUUCGCAUUACCCAUUACGUUAUUGAACGCAAGGACGUAACCCUGCCUCACUGGCUCGUUGUUUCUAGCACUUGCAAGGAUACCACUUGCACAGUGCAAGGUCUCACAGAAGGCCAAGAGUACCUAUUCCGCGUAAUGGCUGUGAAUGACAACGGCAUGGGACCACCCCUUGAUGGUCUCAAUCCCAUUAAAGCCAAAGCUCCAUUCGAUCCACCAUCCGCUCCAGGAACUCCAAAAGUUACUGAAGUUGGUGGUGACUUCGUCCAUCUUGAAUGGGACAAACCUGAAUCAGACGGAGGUGCCAGGAUCCAGGGUUACUGGAUUGAUAAACGUGAAGUUGGAAGCAGCGCAUGGCAAAGAGUUAAUGUUGCCAUUUGUCCUGCUAACCAAAUCAGCAUACCAAAUCUAAUCGAAGGAAGGCAGUACGAAUUCCGUGUCUAUGCCCAGAACAUAGCUGGUUUAUCCCCAGCGUCGACUGCAUCCACGUCAGUCACAAUUGUCGAUCCUUUGGCUGCCUCACCUCCUGAGAUCAUAAAACCAUUGAAGAACGCUCACUGCAUCCAACACCACAAUGCCAAAUUCGACUGUACCAUCACUGGUAUACCUAAUCCAGUAAUCACUUGGUAUAAGGGUGCGCGGGAAAUUGUUAACGGAUCCCGUUAUCACAUUUACAGUGAAGGGGAGGUUCAUCAUUUGGUGAUCAACGAUGUCUUCGGUGAAGACGCUGACGAAUACGUAUGCAGAGCAGUUAACAAAGGAGGUGUCAAGUCUACAAGAGCAGAACUUAUUAUCAUGACGGCCCCCAAACUGAACGUUCCUCCAAGAUUCCGUGACACUGCAUUCUUCGAUAAAGGAGAAAACGUUGUUAUUAAAAUUCCAUUCACUGGAAAUCCAAAACCAAGAAUUACAUGGGUCCGAGAGGGCGAAGUAAUAGAAUCUGGUGGUCACUAUCACGUUGAAGUAAAAGACAGGCAUGCAAUCCUAACAAUUAGGGACGGUAGUCGUCUUGACAGCGGUCCCUAUAGAAUAACUGCCGAAAAUGACCAGGGUCAAGAUUCUGCCAUUAUAAAGAUACAGAUUGCAGAUCGUCCCGAUCCUCCUAGAUUCCCAACUAUCGAAAGUAUCGGUACAGACUCAUUGGCUCUUUCAUGGAAGGCUCCUGUAUGGGACGGUGGAAGCAACAUCACUAAUUAUUUGGUAGAAAAACGAGAACAUCCGCUAUCAACUUGGAUUCGAGUAGGAAAUACUCGUUUUACAACCAUGGCUGUAGACGGACUUGCUCCAGGUCAUCAAUACGAAUUCAGAAUAUACGCCGAAAAUAUCUACGGACGUUCAGAUCCAUCGGAAGUUAGUCCACUAAUCACUACUAAAGAUACGGGUAAAAAGAAGGUUGAGAAACGGAAGUAUGAGGUUGACGAAACAGGAAAGAAAAUUAGAGAAUCCGCAAAAGAACCGAUUAAGGACUACGAUCAGUACGUUUUCGACAUUUACUCCAAAUAUGUUCCUCAACCAGUCGAAAUCAAAAGCAGAAGUGUAUAUGACGAUUAUGACAUUCUUGAAGAAAUUGGAACAGGAGCGUUCGGUGUAGUUCACAGAUGUAGAGAACGUAAAACAGGAAACAUCUUUGCCGCCAAAUUUAUUCCUGUAUCUCAUGCAAUGGAAAAGGAACUGAUUCGCAAAGAAAUUGAUAUUAUGAAUCAAUUACAUCAUCCUAAACUAAUCAAUCUCCAUGACGCCUUUGAAGACGAUGACGAAAUGGUCUUGAUUUAUGAAUUCUUAUCUGGAGGUGAACUCUUCGAAAGAAUAACAGCAGAAGGAUACCAAAUGUCCGAAGCUGAAGUAAUAAAUUAUAUGAGACAAAUUUGUGAAGGUAUCAAACACAUGCACGAAAGAAACAUAAUUCACUUGGACGUAAAACCAGAGAAUAUCAUGUGCCAAACCAAGAAGAGUACGAAUAUAAAAUUAAUAGAUUUCGGUUUAGCAACGAAACUGGAUCCCAACGAAGUUGUCAAAAUAUCAACAGGAACUGCAGAAUUUGCAGCACCUGAAAUAGUUGAACGUGAACCGGUGGGCUUCUACACAGACAUGUGGGCUGUUGGUGUACUUGCUUAUGUAUUGUUGAGUGGCUUGUCUCCGUUCGCUGGAGAAAAUGACAUUGAGACCCUGAAAAACGUAAAGAACUGCGACUGGGAAUUCGACGAGGAAGCUUUUGGAAACGUAUCCGAGGAAGGAAAAGACUUCAUCCGUAGACUAUUACUUAAAAACAAAGAGAAGAGAAUGACAGCACAGGAAUGUCUUCUCCACGCGUGGUUGAGCGGCGAUCACAGCAAUAGAACCGAAGAAAUUGAUCAGUCGAAAUACUACAAGAUGAGAGACAAAAUCCGUUCUAAAUACGAAAACUGGGAGAAAUAUGUACUACCAAUUGGCAGACUAUCCGAGUACUCGUCCCUCAGGAAGUUGCUGGUCGAAAAAUACCACAUACAUGAAACAUACUUCGAUCGAAGACAAGCAGCUCCAAGAUUUGUUAUCAAACCUCAAAACGCAUUCUGCUACGAAGGGCAGAGUGUGAAACUUUACUGUAGGGUCGUUGGUGUCGCAACACCUACAGUUACAUGGUACAGAAAUAACCAAGAACUCAGACAGAGCGUCAAGUUCAUGAAGCGAUACGUUGGUGACGAUUACUACUUCAUCAUAAACAGAGUAAGACUAGAAGAUAGAGGCGAAUACAUAAUAAGGGCAGAAAACCAUUACGGAGCAACAGAGGAGGUUGUGUUCCUUAACGUCCAACCUCUUCCAAAGGUCGUUCCCGAAUAUCAACCAGAGGCUCAACCGGUCAGAAGACGUCAACCUCUUCCUUACAAUCUGUGGCAGGAAGAAUCAGAAUGUGCUCCCAGUUUCACAUUCUUACUCCGUCCCCGCGUCAUGCAAGAACGUGACACUUGUAAAUUGUUGUGUUGUCUUAGCGGAAAACCCGUACCGACUGUGAAGUGGUACAAAGAUAAACGAGAAUUAAGCAAAUACGACUAUUCGAUGACCCACUCUGACGGAGUUGUUACCAUGGAAAUUUCUGGAUGCAGACCUGAAGAUUCCGGACGAUACACUUGCGUUGCAACUAACUGUCACGGUACAGAUGAAACCUCCUGCGUUGUCAUCGUCGAAGGAGUAACCAGUACUGCAGAACAAACUAGAAUUGCUGAAAAGAUUUUACAUUCUGGUGACCGCAAAUAUAUUGAGCAGCCCAUUAAGCCUGCUCCCGUCCCCGUGAUAAUAAAGAAAAAUAUUGUUUCCCAGCCACCAACGCGAUCAGGUGCUGCUGAAAGUAGUUUAAGUCAUUCCGCAUCUAAUCUAAGUGUCAACGAAGGUGAUAAGAGAUCAUCCAAGAAAUAUGGACGUCUAGAUUCCAGCGGAAGCCCGAGCAGAUCCAGAAAUUCCACCAAGGAAUUAGCCUUUCCUCCAGAUGACUCCACAAUGUGUCCUCCCAAGUUCACGAAAGAAUUGAAAGAUUUAACCAUAAAUGACGGCGAAUCAUUAACACUCAGUUGUAUAGUACAGGGUGACCCUGAACCGCAAGUAACCUGGACCAAAAAUAGCAAGACAUUAAGUUCGUCCGACAUAAUCGACCUUAAAUACAAAAACGGCAUUGCUACUCUUCAUAUUAAUGAGGUAUUCCCAGAAGACGAAGGGGAUUACACAUGUAAAGCCACAAAUUCAUUAGGAACCGUAGAAACCACAUGCCAUCUUACCAUAAAACCAAUGACGAAUGCAUCGCCCGCCAAAAGUAAAAAAGCUAGUGAAGAUAAGCCACCAAGAAUUGUAGAUCACCUUCAAUCAGCUUUCGUCAAGGACGGUGAACCAGUGACACUUUCCUGUCGUAUUAUAGGGGCUAAGAAAUUCGAUGUAGUUUGGCUACACAACAACAAAGAAAUCAAGCCUAGCAAAGACUUCCAAUACACCAACGAAGCGAACGUAUACAAGUUACAAAUAGCCGAAAUAUUCCCAGAAGAUUCUGGAGCUUAUACAUGCGAAGCUUUUAACGACGCAGGAGAGAGCUUCAGUAGCUGUACAUUAGUUGUCGUAGUACCCGGUGAACAACCCAAGAGCCCCGUGUUUAAAACAUUCCCGCUCUCCGCGACAGUUGCCGAGGGAGAGUCCGCAACCUUUACCGCCGAAAUGGAAGACGACCCUCUCCAAAUUCACUGGCUCAAAGAUGGUAAAUUGAUAAAAGAAAGCAGCGCGAAAUACGCGUUUACCGCAGACGGUAAACGUUACACAUUGCAAAUAGUUUCUUGUGACUCAAACGACAUAGGUCAAUAUCAAGCAAAGGCUAUUGGCAAAAAAGGAGAAACUUUCGUAGCCUUCUCAUUGAACGUUAUACCAGCAGGUGAAAUGUAAUCUCCAUAUGGUCAGUGAACGAACGACUUGCUCUGCAAGAACUUUUGUUUAUAGAUGUUUUUUGUAUAAAUUAUUUACGAUAAGUUGUUUAUUUCUGUUAUGUCAUAUAAA